This is a messenger RNA of Hippopotamus amphibius kiboko, 1487 nucleotides long. It is a transcript of the gene DNAAF4, whose product is annotated as dynein axonemal assembly factor 4. Gene Ontology annotation, biological process: inner dynein arm assembly; cilium movement; heart development. The transcript is spliced from 10 exons. The record is from RefSeq and is a predicted model, not a curated record. NCBI's taxonomy places the organism in Eukaryota, Metazoa, Chordata, Mammalia, Artiodactyla, Hippopotamidae. Gene Ontology annotation, molecular function: nuclear estrogen receptor binding. The coding region runs from base 44 to 1306 and encodes 420 amino acids.
GAGAGGCCGCGAGUCCUCCCCAGCCUCCCGGCGGCCUCUCGGGAUGCCCCUGCAGGUUAGCGAUUACAGCUGGCAGCAGACCAAGACUGCGGUGUUCAUCUCUGUGCCCCUCCGAGGCGUCAGCGUCCGGGACGCGGACGUGUUCUGCACGGAAAACUAUUUGAAGGUGAACUGUCCUCCAUUUUUAUUUGAGGUGUUUCUCUAUGCUCCCAUAGACGAUGAGAGCAGCAAAGCCAAAAUUGGGAAUGACACUAUUGUUUUCACCUUACACAAAAAAGAAGCCGCCAUGUGGGAGACCCUUUCUCUGUCGGGUGUUGACAAAGAGAUGAUGCAAAGAAUGAGGGAGAAAUCUAUCCUACAAGCACAAGAAAGAGCAAAAGAAGCUACAGAAGCAAAAGCUGUGGCAAGGCGGGAAGAUCAAAAAUAUACACUAAAUGUCAUGAUGAAGAUUGAAGAAGAAGAGAGGAAAAAAAUAGAAGAUAUGAAAGAAAAUGAACGGAUAAAAGCAACUAAAGAAUUGGAAGCCUGGAAAGAACGUCAGAGAGAAGCUGAAGAGCAUGAAAGAAUUCAGAGAGUAGAAAAAUUAUAUCAACAAGAAAAGCAAAUUGAAGAAGAGAGAAAAAAAUUAAAACAUAAAAGUCUUACUAGGAAUUCAGCAUCUAGAAAUCUUGCCACAAAAGGGAGAAAUUCAGAAAAUAUAUUUUUUGGGAAGUUAAAGGAAGACAGUAUUCCUGCUCCUCGCUCUGUUGGCAGUAUUAAAAUCAAUUUUACCCCUCGAGUAUUCCCAACUGCUCUCCGGGAAUCACAAGUGGCAGAAGAAGAGGAGUGGCUACAUAAACAAGCAGAGGCACGAAGAGCGAUGAAUACUGAUAUUCCUGAACUUUGUGAUUUAAAAGAGGAGGAAAAGAACCCAGAAUGGUUGAAGGACAAAGGAAACAAAUUGUUUGCAACAGAAAAUUAUUUGGCAGCUAUUAAUGCAUACAACUUAGCCAUAAGACUAAAUAAUAAAAUUCCAUUACUAUAUUUGAAUCGGGCUGCUUGCCAUCUAAAACUGAAAAACUUACACAAGGCCAUCGAAGAUUCUUCUAAGGCACUAGAAUUACUGACACCACCUGUUGCAGACAAUGCUAAUGCAAGAGUGAAGGCGCAUGUACGACGUGGAACAGCAUUCUGUCAACUAGAAUUGUAUGUAGAAGGCCUACAGGAUUAUGAAGCUGCCCUUAAGAUUGAUCCAUCCAACAACAUUGUACAAAAUGAUGCUGAGAAGAUUCGGAAUAUAAUUCAAGGAACAGAACUAAAAUCUUAAUGACUACUAGAAGCAACUAGGUAUUGUACUAGGGACCCCCCUACCCCAUCUGCUUACGCAAGGAUGAAGCCUAGAUGAAAAAGUGGUGCAGAGGAGCCUAUUCAGAGUUUGGUCAAGGAGAGACCACUUGCCAUUGGCAAGCCAGGUUCUUUCCAACAAACCUCAUUAUGUGGAGAAUAAA